UCGCGUAACAGGCACAUACUCCUGAAUGGUCGAUCGCAUGAUCUGAUCCGCCUGCCAGAACGGACGAGAUGAGAUGAUGUUUCGGGAGCAUGGUAGCAGUUGAUGCUGGUACUGAUCAGCUUACCCCGCCGACGCACAACACACACACCUCCCACCACAUCCACAAUCGCGCUGGCAGCUGACAACAACGCGAAACGCCGAUCGUAUCAUACACCGUAAAGGAGAAAGAAGGGCAUUACACCAUACACGAUCACUAGGGUGUGCGUGAUUCUUGAUAAGGGUCAGGACGGCGUGUGCAAAAGGACGGACAGAACGUUUUGCUCCAUGCUGUCCCGGUUCGGGGCGUGCUCACCAACACACAAAGAUUGUAGCGAAAGGAUGGCAAGACGCGAGAUAACCGUAUUGCGGUGAAGGUUGAAUGUGGGGUGAAUGAGGGAUCUUCUUCCUGUGCCCAUCGUUCAGCAGCAUAAGUAGGACCCACCGUCGAAGGGCGCAAGCUAGUUGAAAGCGAAGCUUCAGCACGUUCGGUCCAGAGUUGACCUCCGGUUCCGUUUUAUCCCCCCGCCGAAAAACGCCUAACGCUUGGCGGCGUUCGUGUGUUCGUGUGCAGCGGCAACAGCAACCAAAAUAAUCAGAUCGGACCACUCUGCAAAGUGACACGCGCGUUCAGCAUUUGUCCAGAUCAUCCGAUUCUUGGCGAAACUGUAAACGCACACACAUCGUUCGUUGCUGUGUUGAGAGGUGAGAGAUACGGGCAUUGCGUGGCGUCUCGUUAGAAACUGUGGCUCACCGGCUCCCCAGUGUAGAGUGAAGUGAGCGAACAUAUUGUGGUGAGAAGGAACCAAAAGCUUGAUGAGAAACUCCUCAUCGGGCAGAUCUUGAUCUGGCACAAACCUAUCGUGCGGCUCAUUCGAUGCCGCGUAGUUCUCGGAGACAGACGGGAUUUUUUGGCAGCCGAUCAUCUCAGCCGAAAACGGAAGGAAGAGACUGUACGUUUGUGUAGUGGAAGAGUUGUGUGAGCUAUAGAUCUGUUGACGGCAAGUGUUCGGUUUAGCACACAGUGCGUUAAUCCUAGGGCCGAUCUGUGUUUUGUAGAGCUUUGCGUGAUUUACAAAAAUAUAGUCUCAACUUGAGCGUAAGUGUAUCCCAUCCCUAGACGUAUUAAACCCGGUUUUUGCACAAACCCGGGCAGUAAACGUCGUCGAUACAGAGCUAUCAACAGCAGGCUUCCGAGUGCCGUCAUCGCGGAAGCGCAGCCAUUCCUUCACGAGGAAAACGUUCGAACAGACGAAAACAACGACGCAAUCAAAGCAACAGCACCAUGCCGGCCCGCUUCGAGGAAGUGACCGCUACUGACACCCGUCGCGGUGUCCCCAUCGAUCUCGCCGGGGGACACUACGAUGUCGACGCUGGUGUGGGUGGCCACGCCGGCCACCGGCCCAACAUCGUGGAUGACAUCUGCAUCACAGGCUUUUCGGGCCGGUUGCCCGAAAGCUCGGAUAUUGGAGAAUUCACGCGUAAUCUGCUGGAAGGCGUCGACAUGGUAAAUGAUGACGAUCGCCGUUGGCCCGCCGGUUUGUACGAUCUGCCGACCCGCAUCGGUAAAAUCAAGGACGAAGAUCUGCAACAUUUGGACGCGGAGUUCUUCAAAAUUCACCAGAAGCAGGCUGAGUGUAUGGACCCGCAGCUCCGCAUGCUGUUGGAGUGUACCCACGAGGCGAUCAUUGAUGCUGGCAUCAAUCCACAGGAAAUACGCGGUAGUCGCACCGGUGUUUAUAUCGGUUGCUCAAAUUCUGAAACCGAGCAGCAUUGGUGCGCCGAUCCGGACCUAGUCAAUGGAUACGGUUUGACCGGAUGUGCACGUGCAAUGUUCGCCAACCGUAUCUCAUACACCUUCGACUUCAAAGGUCCCAGUUAUGCGGUCGAUACCGCCUGUUCCAGUUCUCUGUUCGCUCUAUCGCAAGCCUUCGCCGACAUGAAGGCGGGACACUGUGAUGCGGCGAUCGUGGCCGGAUGUGGUCUCAUCCUGAAACCGACCAUGUCCCUGCAGUUCAAGCGAUUGAACAUGUUGAGCAAGGAUGGCAUGUGCAAAGCGUUCGACGAGUCGGGCAACGGAUAUGUUCGGUCGGACGGUUGCGUCGUCACAUUCCUUCAGCGUGCCUCAAACUCGCGACGCAUCUACGCCAGUGUGCUAAACGUGCGAACAAACACGGACGGGUUUAAGGAGCAGGGCAUCACGUACCCGAUCGGCGAAAUGCAGAAACGAUUGAUCCGGGAGACGUAUGAAGAGAUAGGACUAAAUCCAGCGGACGUAGUUUAUGUGGAAGCGCACGGUACCGGCACGAAAGUAGGUGAUCCGCAGGAGGUGAACGCCAUUACGGACUUUUUCUGCAAGGAUCGCAAAACGCCACUGCUGAUCGGUUCGGUAAAGUCGAACAUGGGACAUUCGGAACCGGCGUCGGGCGUUUGCUCGAUUGCUAAGAUCUUAAUCGCGAUGGAACAGGGCGUGAUACCUGGCAAUUUGCAUUACAAAAACCCCAAUCCCGAUCUGUAUGGUUUGCUUGACGGACGGCUGAAGGUGGUGGAUCGUAAUCUCCCCUGGAACGGUGGCAUCAUUGGGCUGAACUCGUUCGGAUUCGGUGGAGCGAACGCACACGUCAUUAUGAAGUCGAACCCAAAACCAAAACCAAUCAGCCCGAAAGACGAUGGAUUCCCUAAGCUGAUGGUGGCAUCGGGACGUACAACGGAAGCGGUAGAAGCCUUCCUCGACCAAGCGACAGUCAGCAAGGACGAUGAAGAAUUCGUUGGUAUCGUCAAUGAAAUCCACAGCCGUAAUAUCCCAUUGCACAAUUAUCGAGGAUACACCGUAGUGGCCGGUGACGGACAGUCGCAGACCGUGCGGGAGGUGCUGGAAGUGACUGCAGAUGACAAACGCCCAGUUUGGUUUAUCUACUCUGGCAUGGGUUCCCAGUGGGCUAGUAUGUCGAAGGAUUUGAUGCAGCUGGAGGUGUUCCACAAUAGCAUCUACCGCUGUGCGGAAGCACUCCGUCCGGAAGGCGUCGAUCUGAUCGAUGUGCUGACGAAGAGCGAUGACACGAAGUUCGAUAACAUCCUGAACUCAUUCAUCUCGAUUGCAGCCGUGCAGGUGGCACUCACGGAUGUUCUCACACACGUUGGCAUUACGCCGGACGGUAUGGUGGGCCAUUCCGUUGGUGAGCUGGGUUGUGCGUAUGCCGAUGGAUGUUUCACACCCGAACAGACCGUACUGGCCGCGUACUGGCGAGGCCGUAGCAUUCUCGACACGGACCUGAUUGCUGGCCAGAUGGCAGCGGUCGGGCUUUCAUGGGAAGAAUGCAAACAAAAGCUCCCGAAGGAUGUAAUACCGGCGUGCCAUAAUAGCGCUGACAGUGUUACAAUUUCUGGUCCGGUCAAUUCCGUAGGAAAGGUUAUCGCGGACCUGAACGCGCAAGGUAUCUUCGCCAAGGGAGUCAAAUCGUCAGGCAUUGCGUUCCACAGUCGGUACAUAGCUGACGCGGCACCGAAACUUCGCAAGUCGCUGGACAAGAUCAUUCCCAACCCAAAGAAUCGUACACCGCGUUGGAUCAGUACGAGCAUUCCGGAAGAAUCGUGGCCAACACCGCUGGCGCAACAAUCGUCCUCGGCGUACCACGUGAACAAUCUGCUCUCGCCGGUUCUGUUUUCCGAAGGAUUGAAGCAUGUGCCGGCGAAUGCGAUCUGCAUUGAGAUUGCACCGCACGGUUUGCUGCAAGCGAUUUUGAAGCGCGCCCUCGGAAAGGAUGCCACCAAUUUGAGUCUGAUGAAGCGUGAUCACGCUAACAAUAUGAUCUUCCUGUUGAGCAAUCUUGGCAAAUUGUAUGCUGCCGGUGUUCAGCCGCAAGUUCAAAAAUUGUACCGUCCGAUCACGUAUCCAGUCGGUCGUGGUACUCCGAUGUUGAACUCUUUGGUGAAGUGGGACCAUUCGAUCAAUUGGUUCCUCGCUCGUAUUGGCGUUGAAAAUAAAUCGGGGGAAACAAUCAUCGAUGUCAACCUUGGAAAGGAUGAAGAUGCAUACCUAGCCGGUCAUACAAUUGAUGGUCGUGUACUGUUCCCGGCUACCGGAUAUCUUACGCUCGCCUGGCGAACCUAUGCCAAGAUGCAAGGAGCCGACAUUGAAAAAACGCCAGUCGUAAUCGAGAACGCCGUGUUCCAUCGUGCAACGAUCCUUCCGAAGGAUGGUUCUGUAAAGUUCGGUAUUAACUUCUUCGAUGGUACUGGAGCGUUCGAAAUCUGUGAAGGUGGCACGUUGGCCGUAUCGGGCAAACUUACAAUUCCGGAAAAGAUCGAACUGGAAGAGCUGCCACUGAACAAACUCGAGGCGGAUAAGUCCGGACUUGCAUUGAACAUGAGCGAUGUUUACAAGGAGUUGCGUCUGCGUGGUUACGACUACGCGAACAUGUUCCGCGGUGUAACGCGCAGCGAUCCUAGAGCGUUAACCGGUGAGCUGCAAUGGCGCGACAACUGGGUCAGCUUUAUGGACACGAUGCUGCAGUUCAGCAUUCUUGGAAAGGAUCUGCGCGAAUUGUACCUACCGACACGUAUCGAGAAGAUCGUUAUCAAUCCAGCGCGCCAUAUGGAUCUUGUGAACAACCUCACGCAGACGGGUGACGAUCGAACGCUUCCAGUGUACAUGUAUCGUGACAUUAACGUCAUCAAGUCGGGUGGUGUGGAGAUGCGUGGACUGCGUGCUACGCUGGCACCUCGCCGUCAGGGUACACAGGCACCUCCGACACUCGAGAAGUACGUGUUUGUACCGAACAACAACGAAAAGGAGCUUGCGGAGGAUAACAGCGAGAAAGCACGGUUGCGGUCUAUAACGGCAGCCGUGCAUCUGGUUAUUGAGAAUAGUUCCGGCGCGCUCAAGAUAAAGGUAGCUGAAGCAAGCUUCGAACGUUCGCCUGAAAAUACGAUGGCCGGUACGGUGCAAGCGAUCAUCGAGGGUGAACCAACGCUGGCAAGCGAUGUGGCCGUCGUCACCAACCACCAACCGGACACCUUGGUGCAGCAUUACGGCGAGUCGGGCGUCCGAGUAAUCAACAAAGACGCAGCGGCCGGUCCGAUCGAGCAAAACUGUCAUCUGGCCAUCGGAUACGAUACGUUUGGACGCGCAGACCCCGAAGCGAUCCUGUGCAAUCUACGCGAUUCCAUCAAGUCCGAUGGAUUCGUGCUGUUAGAAGAGUCGCGCAGUACGUUUGACGCCCGCUGCCGAGCAACGGUUGUAAAGACCGGAUUUACGAUCAUCAGCACGCAGGUGUGUGAUAAAAAGGUGUUUGUGCUACUGCGACCAAUUGUUGCGGAAUUGGCACAGCGCAAGAGCAUUAUCAUCACAAUAAGCGAACGCUCCUUCAGCUGGGUGGAAGAGCUGAAGGCUGCGCUGGCAAAGGCAGAAGAAACUUCAACGUACGUAUACAUCGUGUGCCAGGGUGAGGAACUGUGCGGAGCCCAAGGUCUGAUGAACUGCGUGAAGAAUGAACUGGGCGGAAAGUUUGCCCGUCUGUUCUUUAUCCAGGAUCGUAAGGCGGACAAGUUUUCGCUCAGCAGUACAUUGUACAAGGAGCAGCUGGCAAAGGAUCUGAUCUGCAAUGUGCUGCGUCCGGCAAACGGAACACCAACAGCUGCUUGGGGCUGCUUCCGUCAUCUGCGGUUGGAUAACCAAUCGAACGCACCAUCGCUACCGGUAGAGCAUGCUUACAUUAACGCCCUCACCAAGGGUGAUCUGGCGAGUCUUAAAUGGAUCGAAAGUUCGCUAUCUCGCGAUCGUCCGGAUGCGGCGGCACGUAACGAUCGUACGGAACUUUGCACGGUUUACUACGCACCGAUCAAUUUCCGCGAUGUGAUGCUGAGCUCGGGUAAGCUGGGAGCCGAUGCGCUGCCCGGUGAUCUGGCCACGCAGGACUGCAUUCUGGGUCUAGAGUUUGCCGGUCGUGAUUCGAACGGACGUCGCAUUAUGGCGAUGGUUCAAGCUAAAUCGCUUGCCACGACAUGCGUCGCGCAGCGCAACAUGAUUUGGGAGAUUCCGGACAAUUGGACUAUGGAGCAAGCGUCGACAGUACCGUGCGUUUACUCGACGGUGUAUUACGCGCUGGUUAUGCGAGGACGUAUGAAGCGCGGUGAGUCGAUCCUUAUUCACGCUGGUUCGGGUGGUGUCGGACAGGCAGCUAUUUCCGUGGCGCUUGCCGCUGGUGUGACCGUUUACACGACGGUCGGUUCGAAGGAAAAGCGCGAAUUCUUGAAGCGUACUUUCCCGCAGCUUACUGAUAGAAACAUUGGCAACUCGCGUGACUGUUCGUUCGAGCAGCUGGUGAUGCGUGAAACGCAGGGCCGUGGUGUUGAUCUGGUACUGAACUCGCUCGCCGAGGAAAAGCUGCAGGCUUCCAUUCGGUGUUUGGGUUUGAAUGGGCGAUUCCUUGAGAUUGGAAAGUUCGAUCUGAACAACAACAGCCCGCUCGGUAUGUCCGUGUUCCUGAAGAACACAUCUUUCCACGGUAUUCUGCUGGAUAGCGUAAUGGAAGGUGAUGAUGACACGAUCGCCGAGGUCGUGAAGUUGGUAGCCGACGGUAUCAAGAGCGGAGCCGUACGACCACUGCCGACCAGCGUCUUUACCGAGCAGCAAGUUGAACAAGCAUUCCGUUUCAUGGCAUCGGGCAAGCACAUUGGCAAAGUGGUGGUGCGCGUGCGAGAAGAAGAAAAGGCUAAGAUUGUAAAACCGUCGCCGAAACUGAUCAACGCAAUUCCGCGCACGUACAUGCACGCGGAGAAGGUUUAUAUUCUGAUCGGCGGUUUGGGAGGAUUCGGUUUGGAGCUGUCGAAUUGGCUGGUAUCGCGUGGCGCAAAGAUUAUCGUGCUGACGUCUCGAAGCGGUGUCCGUACCGGCUAUCAGUCGCUGAUGAUUCGUCGCUGGACUGAGCGCGGUGUGAAGGUGGUGAUCGAUACGAACGAUGUGACGACGCUGAAGGGCGCUCAAAAGCUGUUGACUGAUGCGGCCCGCCAUGGCCCGGUUGGUGGAGUGUUCAAUUUAGCUGCGGUACUGCGCGACGGACUGUUGGAGAACUCGAGCGAAGCAGACUUCCGGGCGGUAUGCGUACCGAAGGUAGAUGGUACGAAGAAUCUGGACGUGGCUACCCGCGAACUCUGCCCCGAUCUGGACUAUUUCAUAUGCUUCUCGAGCGUUUCGUGUGGCCGUGGUAACCAGGGACAGGUGAACUAUGGCCUGGCCAAUUCGGCAAUGGAGCGUAUCUGCGAGGCACGCCAUGCCGCAGGUCUGCCGGCCACCGCCAUUCAGUGGGGAGCGAUCGGUGACACUGGGUUGGUGUUGGAGAACUUGGGAGAUAACGAUACGGUGGUCGGAGGUACGCUACCGCAGCGUAUGCCUUCCUGUCUGCAGACGAUGGACCUGUUCAUGCAGCAACCCUCUCCGGUGUUGGCGUCCAUGGUAAUCGCCGAAAAGCGUAAGACCGACACCGGUGGCGUCAGUUUGGUCGGCUGCAUCGCAAACAUUCUUGGCCUGAAGGACACGAAGAAUGUGUCGGACGGAGCGACACUGGCCGAUCUAGGAAUGGAUUCGCUGAUGGGUGCCGAAAUUAAGCAAACGCUGGAACGCAGCUUCGAUCUUGUGCUGAGCGCGGCCGAGAUCCGAUUGCUCACCUUCGGCAAGUUGCGUUCCUUCGAAAAGGGUGGUUCGGGUGGUGAUGCAGGUGCGGCUAGUGGUGCACCUGCUGCAGCAGCGACCGGAGCCGGUGGCAAACGAACGGACGAGCACGCUAUUGGUGACGGAACGCAGGUCAAAUUCAGCGCAGAUCUGAUGCCGAAGGAAUGCUUGGUGCGAUUGGAAUCGGCUGCCCCAGCCGGAAGCAAAGCACGGCCAGUGUUUGCGGUGCACGCAAUCGAGGGUGUCAUUACGGCUUUGAUUCCGCUUGCCCAAACACUGCCGGUGCCGGUGUAUGGUUUGCAAUGCGUAGAGGCGGCUCCACUGGAUUCGCUCGAGACGCUGGCAGCCUACUACAUCAAGCAGAUCCGUACGAUACAAGCACGUGGUCCGUACACGAUCAUCGGUUACUCGUUCGGUGCUUCCAUUGCGUACGAAAUGGUAGUCCAGCUGGAGAAGGCUGGCGAUGCUUGUCAUCUAUUACUGCUGGACGGAUCGCCACGCUACGUAAGCUGGUACACGGAGGCACAGAAGCAGCGAAACGCUAAUGGUGAAGUCGUGCAAGCCGUUGACGAGGCGUACGCGCUGGCAUACUUUGCAAUGGUGUGCGGUAGUUUAGACUAUGGACGUACAGCGAAGGAGCUGGUUGAAGCCAAGUCGUGGGACGACCGAGUGGCAAAAUGUGCGGAAAUGGUACACGCAAAGAUACCGCAGUACUCUCGACAGUUGCUUGCCACAACCGCUAGAUCGUUCGUGGGCAAAAUCGUUGCCAGCCAUAUGUACAAGCCGGCAUCCAAGAUCAAAGCUACGGUGAAACUUGUCAAGCCAACCGAAAACUACGCCAAACUGCAGGGUGACUAUGGCCUAUCGGAUCUUUGCCAACAAAAGGUUGAAAUCUUCACUGUACAGGGUGACCAUCGAUCGAUGCUAAUUGGCGAUUCGAUGAAGCAGAUUGCAAGUGUUUUGCAGCAGCUGUUCUAAACAGGAGGCAGCCUCGUCGAUGACUCGAUUUCCUGUGUCCUGACUGUGGUGUAAUUUAUUCAAAACAAUUUUGACGAUUCUUACGGAAUGAAGCGAGGAUCGAGUAAGAUUGCGUGUCCAAAUUUUGUGAUCUUUUUCCAGUGAUUUCAUAUCGAUGAAUGCUUCACGCAGAACUUUAAUUAUCCUAAUACUUACGCUCAAAUAUGAUUCUUCCGCUAACUAGCCACGGAACUAGGCACCUUGCGAUUGUUGCGUUCGAGGGGGAAAAAAUUUAUGCAUAACGCUUCUUUUGUAUAUACACUCUCAUUACCUCUAUCCAAUGCGAACUGUAGAAUGCUGUGGUUUGGCAAGAAAUCGGUUAAUUCAAAUAGCAUUCCCCAAGACGAGCAAUAAGUGCCAAUUGCGUUCGUCUCUAGAUAUUAUUGACAAGGAGAUAAAAGCAGAAGCAAAAAAACAUACAUAACGUGACACACAUAGAAUGUAAGUGGAGAUUGGGUGUAUUGCAUUUAUAAAAUGCAUCACUUCUGAGAUGUAGUACAUCAUUAGAAUUAGAGACUAAACCCCGUACCAGAACGGACCUGUGUCGGUGGGUGGUAGUUUUUUUCCCUUUUAGCACAGUUUGCUGCUAAAAAUUAAACCACUAAAUAGUUAACAGAAACAUCACAAUGUUCUUUAUACUAGGGAUGCUUUCCCUCUCGCGAUCCAAUUACUCUCCGGAUGACACUAGGGACAGGGAGAAGUACUUUCGUUCGUUUUAAGUCUUUAAGGAUUUGUUGUGUUUGCUUUCGCACGCAUAAUACGUAGGUUUGAGAAAGAAACGUAUGUUCGAGUUCCAAAGGGAUCGUUACCUUCGUACGAGUUGUUGUUGAUCAAUAUGGAGAGAAACACUUUUAUGAAAAGUUCUUCUCUUCACUUGAAAUCGAAUCGGAUGGAAUAGAAAGAUGGCAAAAGACACACCAAGGAAAAGCAUGCGAAGAAAGGGUGACAGAUUUGCUAGGCUAGGUUUGAGAAAGUGGAACAGAACAAAAAUAAAAAAGGACAUCCAGGUUUUAGCUGUUAAGAAGAAAAUUAUAGAUGUUUAACUUAAUUUGUGGCAUUUUGCUGCAGGUGAGAAAUUUCUCCAACCCGUUGAGGGGGGGAUUUCUCCUAAGAGAGGGGAUCUUCACCGGGAAUUAUCUGGUAAAUGUUGCUAACAUCUGUCGAACCUGCCGUGCUGUUAAUGGCAGGCGAUCAACACAUUUCCAAAAUAGAAAAGAUUUGCCUAACAAAUGUCACGAAUUAAGUUACACCACUACAAAACUUAAAUAUAUAAAUGAAAACAAUUCUAUGUGGCACUGCGUGCCGUGAGAGAAAUGUAAAAUAUGGUUAUACAUGAACGUGUCCUUCCACGCCAGCUGACAUAUGCUCAUGUACGGUGUGUGCGGCCAGUUCCAUAUCCAUAACUACGUGUAUACUCUUCAAUGUAUAUGUACACACACGCACCCAAACAGAUAGUCUGCACAAAUGCACUUAUGGAAUCGUCUUCAUUAAGGCGAGCGAAUUUCCUUCAACUUCUGGCACAGUCUAUAGCGCACUUUAGUGAGCAAAUUUUUACAUCACCUCAGUGAAAACUGAGUAAUCUUUGUAUCAAACUAUAACAACCAAGUAAAGUAGGACAGCAAGAUAGCUUGUAUCGGUGCCCCAAGAGGAGCAAACUGAUGGAACCACGUGGCUUAUGUGACCAACAUGGUAACGAUAGAAUAAAAUGGUGAUAAUGCCGAAAAAUACGAUGUACAUAUAAAAUAAAACUGCAAUUAAAAGCGGA
This is a messenger RNA of Anopheles funestus (African malaria mosquito), 10487 nucleotides long. RefSeq names its product fatty acid synthase (gene FASN1). The coding region runs from base 1322 to 8683 and encodes 2453 amino acids. The transcript is spliced from 7 exons. Gene Ontology annotation, molecular function: 3-oxoacyl-[acyl-carrier-protein] synthase activity; oxidoreductase activity; phosphopantetheine binding. Gene Ontology annotation, biological process: fatty acid biosynthetic process. NCBI's taxonomy places the organism in Eukaryota, Metazoa, Arthropoda, Insecta, Diptera, Culicidae. The record is from RefSeq and is a predicted model, not a curated record.